CAGUAACGGUGUGCGCGCUUCAGCACCAUUCCGCUUCGUCUCUGAUCGAUCGAGCGCUGGUCAUGGGCAGCGGCGUGUCGAGUCCUCGAGAACCAGAGUCUCUGAGCUCCCUCACGCUCUUUCAUUGCCUCAAAGACGAGUACGCUGACUUGGUCUCGCAAGCUGUCGCGGACGAAGUCGUAUUUGAAACACUCAAGCAGAUGUACGUGCAGGCCGUGCACGACUUGGACACACCGCUUCCUAUCGGAAAACGCGGGUCGUGGGCCCGGCGAAACUCGGACAAGGCCAAAAAGGCCAAACGCACCAAUGUGUUCACGCCUGGCUUGGACUUGCAAACAGCCCGAGUCGAGGACCAAAAGCAACCGACGAAAACCCCCGAAGUGAUGAAGCUCUUGCGGGACAACAUUCAGGCCCUUCUCUUUGAAGCUACGACGGACGAUGAAAUGGACAAAGUUGUGGCAGUCAUGACGGACAUGACCGUGCCAGCGGGCGACGUCGUCAUCCACCAAAACGACCACGGCGACAAGUUCUACGUGCUCGAGCAUGGAUCAUGUGAGUUUCUGGUCAACAACAUCCAUGUCGGCGAUGUCGAGGCGGGGGGGCACUUCGGAGAACUUGCCCUCAUCUACGACGCCCCCCGCGCCGCCACGGUGCGGGCGACGCGGGAUUGUACUUUGUGGACGCUGGGACGCAAUGAGUUUCGAACGAUUCAAGCGCAAUCGUCAGAGGACUCGCUUGCAAAGCGGUCGCACUGGCUCCGCAAUGUGCCCAUUUUCAGCAGUUUAUCGGCGCGGCAACUGUCGCUGCUGAAUCGGGCGUUCGAGGUUGUCAAGUUCGAACCAGAUGAAAUCAUAGUCAAGCAAGGCGUGAUGGGCGAUGCCUUCUACAUCGUCUCGUCGGGCUCUGUUGUGUGCACCAUGGACGGCUCGAAGCGCAACUUGCACGUCAAAUCGACGUCGGCCAACGAGGUCGCGAGGCUUGGCGAAGGCGAGUACUUUGGCGAGACAUCGCUGCUAAACGACCAGCCGCGCAAUUGCACCGUCCGCGCGAUUGGUCCGGUCAAGUGUCUGCGUCUCCACCGGUCUGACUUUGACAGCAUGCUUGGGCCGCUGUACGCGAUCCUGGAAAUGAACGCGUUCAAGCGCAUCUUGCGCAUGUUUGACAUUUUCAAGACGCUUUCCGACGACGAAAUCGAGCACUUGACGACCCAUUUCGAGAUCGUCGAGUUGGGCAGUGACAAGACGAUCUUUACGACCGGCGACAACGCCGACUUUUUUUACAUUGUGCGGACGGGCAGUGUACUCUUCUUGCCCGACGGAUCCACGUCUGCCAGCAUCGACCCGGUGACGCUCAACGUAAAGGACUACUUUGGCGCUGAAAUGUUUCAAGGAACGACGUACCAGUCGACAGUGCGAACGGGCGUCGAUUCCGCGACAUGCUUUCGUCUGUCCAAGACGUUUGUGAACGAAGACCUGGCGAGCGGGCGCAACUGCUGCUUCCUGCGCCAAACCAAGUCCAAGACUGCCCUCAACCCGCUCUCGUUGCUUGAGCUGUCGGAGCUCGUCCAUAUUGGCGUGCUAGGCGAAGGUUCAUUUGGCCGCGUGUCGAUGGUACAAGCGUUCGUGAACGCUGAAGAGCACCUCCUCGCGCUCAAAUGCGUAUCUAAAUCCCACGUCGUCGAGUGCCACCAGCAAGAACACAUCAUGCGGGAGCGAGCCAUUCUCCACGACUUGAAGUGCCAUCCAUUUAUUGUACAGCUUCACGCGACGUACCAGGUCGGGCCUAUCUCGAGAUGGUCACUGCAAUUUUCACGUGUGCAGGACCAAAACUACCUCUACAUGUUGAUGGAGCUCGUCCAAGGCGGCGAGUUGUUUGGGCUGCUGCAUGCCAACAUCCUGGACCGGCCCCUCGUCGAGGAUGACAUCAAGUUUUUCGCGGCCAACGUGUACUUGGCUCUCGAACACAUGCACAAGCGGGACAUUGCGUACCGAGACUUGAAGCCGGAAAACCUGCUCAUCAGUGCGAACGGGUACCUGAAGGUGGUUGACAUGGGGUUUGCAAAAAAGAUCCCGUUCACCGCCAAGGACGACAAUGGCCAUGUCGCCGUGCACGCGCGCAGCUAUACUCUGUGCGGGACCCAAGAGUACUUGGCGCCUGAAUUUGUUCUCAACACGGGCCAUGACUUGGCGGUGGACUAUUGGGCAUUUGGGAUUUUGAUUUACGAAAUGUUUUUGGGCUACACACCGUUCGAGACGCCGGACGGCGACAUUGCCAAGCUGUUCAAGAACAUUGCGUUUGUCCGGACGGGUGCAAAUUGCGUGCAGUUUCCGCACGACUGCACGGCGGACUUUCCCGUUGCGUGCAGCUUCAUCGAGAGCUUGCUGCAUGGGGACCCGACCAAGCGCCUCGGCAUGGGCCAAAACGGGUCGCACGAGAUUCGCAACCAUCCGUGGUUCCACGACCUGGACUGGGACAAGCUGCGCGACCAACAGCUCCCGGUGCCUUACGUGCCCCAACUCAACGGCCGCUACGACACGUCCCUCUUUGAAGGGGACCAAGGACUUCGAAGCACCGACAUCGACUACGACGGCGCGGAGAACUACCUCUUUGAAGGUUUUUAAUUCCAAACAUGACGAUGCGUUUGCUGUUGGAACGGCGAACCGUUUUUUUAAGGGGCCGA
Aphanomyces invadans is the source of this 2680-nucleotide messenger RNA. Its product is annotated as AGC/PKG protein kinase. Gene Ontology annotation, biological process: peptidyl-serine phosphorylation; signal transduction. Gene Ontology annotation, cellular component: cAMP-dependent protein kinase complex. The transcript is spliced from 12 exons. The record is from RefSeq and is a predicted model, not a curated record. NCBI's taxonomy places the organism in Eukaryota, Oomycota, Saprolegniomycetes, Saprolegniales, Verrucalvaceae. Gene Ontology annotation, molecular function: cAMP-dependent protein kinase activity; ATP binding. The coding region runs from base 63 to 2621 and encodes 852 amino acids.